This is a messenger RNA of Osmia bicornis bicornis, 840 nucleotides long. RefSeq names its product ER membrane protein complex subunit 4 (gene EMC4). The transcript has 4 exons. The record is from RefSeq and is a predicted model, not a curated record. Bases 107 to 634 code for a protein of 175 amino acids. Gene Ontology annotation, cellular component: EMC complex. Lineage: Eukaryota; Metazoa; Arthropoda; Insecta; Hymenoptera; Megachilidae. Gene Ontology annotation, biological process: protein folding in endoplasmic reticulum.
AUAUGUAAUACGAAACACAACGAUUGUAAGUGCGUGUUCAUAUAUCUGUCAUAGCGUAGAAAAAGCAUAAUAACAAUAUUAUAAGUGUAAAUCAGAUUAUACAAUAAUGACAGCAGUUAAGCAAAAUACAAAACGGUCAAAAUGGGCUUUGGAUUUUGCUCACAAAAAUAAGCAAGAAAAAAAUGUGGAUAUUGCUUCUCCACCAGGUUAUACACCAGCCGUUGCUUUAUUUCAUGCUGCAGAUUCCAUUAGAGAGACAGAUUCUAAUCAUUUAAUAAUUAAAAAAUCAUGGGAUCUAGCUUUAGGUCCCCUUAAACAAGUUCCAAUGAAUUUGUUUAUAAUGUAUAUGGCUGGUAAUUCCAUAUCAAUAUUUCCAAUUAUGAUGGUUGGUAUGCUAAUCAUCAGGCCAGUAAAAGCAUUAUUUGUUCUUCAACAAACAUUUAAAGUAAUAGAAGGAACUCAUGCUUUUGGACAAAAGUUUGUAUAUUUUUUGGGACAAUUGGUAAAUAUUGCAUUAGCACUAUAUAAAUGUCAAUCCAUGGGGUUGCUUCCAACACAUGCGUCUGACUGGUUAGCAUUUGUGGAACCACAAGCAAGGUUGGAAUAUUCUGGUGGUGGAUUUAUUUAUGUAUGACCUGGUUCAUCUACUCGAGGUACCUGGAAUAAAUUUAAAACGAAUUUAUGGUAUUAUUAGAUAUAAACGUAAGUACUUCACCUUACAUUUGAUUCAGUGACAAAUGAUAAAUUAUCUAACGUACCUCAUAAUUCUGACUUAUGUAUAUACCAGCAUAAACUCCAACGCUAAAAGUUAACUGAAAAUAAAGACAAUAUUUUAAAUAC